Molecule: messenger RNA, 4582 nt
Organism: Uranotaenia lowii
Lineage: Eukaryota; Metazoa; Arthropoda; Insecta; Diptera; Culicidae
Product: knirps-related protein
Exons: 3
Coding region: 1366-2742 (458 amino acids)
Biological process (GO): regulation of DNA-templated transcription
Molecular function (GO): zinc ion binding; sequence-specific DNA binding; DNA-binding transcription factor activity
Source: RefSeq, a predicted model, not a curated record
GCUCACGAUCACAAGGUGUGCUGUUGGCUUCGUCCGUAGGCCUUCCGUUGGUGCAUUUCUCGACUCCUCAUCCGGUUUUUUGAAGCGGUCGGUUUCUGUGUGGUUUAUGCUCCUCGCGGCCUCUAGCGCUGUCGUCAUCGUUUAUGCUCUCAGCAGCUGUGUUCAGGUGUUUUGGCCAGAGGGCGAGCGCGCGAUAAGACGCGCAUGUGAUCGAUCGUGUGUGUAUAGUGUGCGGGUGUUCACGGAUCGUAGCGGUCGUGUGGUGUUUGUUGUCGUCUCAGUCUUGGUCUCGGUCUUGGUAGGGUUGUGUUGGAACCCUUUCGGAGGCGGCAGUAGACCACAUAAUCUUGGGCACGCGGGGUUAACAGUUCCGAAGCACCGGUUCAACGAAACAGUUUCCGCCUUGUUCUGACUCGUGGCACUCGUGUCGGCACUCGAAAUCGUUUCGUGUGCAGUGCUCCAGCUGGAGAUAACGGAAGCACACGUGUAUUUACCUGACGUCGUAGUUUUGAACAGGUGCUAACCCAAGUGUAAUAAGUUACAAAACACUAAAGGAAAGUGAUCGUCUCCUCGACUUAGGGCGAAAUCCCAUUUUAAAAAAAAGUGAAACCCCUUGCAAACAAAUACGCGUGGCCAAUCAACAACCAUAGUUGUUCAACUCAGUUGUUGUUAGUGACUAGCUACCCAACUAAAUCGUUACCCAAACAAGCGACUAAAUCGCAAAUUAUCGCCUGCUCUCGAAUUGGUCCCCCCUUAUGCCAUUUGAAGGCAGAAGCAACAGAUGCAGAACAACCAGAACAACGAAUCCAGUUCGGUCCAUUACGGAGCAGAUAGACUGUGAAUGAAAAGCAGCAGCAGAAGCACGCUUAUCAGUUCGGUGCUAAUUGCUCGGCAACGAAUAAUCCUCUUCAGUUCGGUUUGAACGAAAAUUGUUAGUGACAACAGCGGCGACUACUUACUCCAAUAGUGGUUGAACUGGAUCCCCUCCUCUAAGUGGAUUUUGUAGCUUACAACUUACGAAUAGUGACAAAAGUGAUAACAGUUAGUCUCCGAUAACGAGGAACACAAAUAGGCUGAUACAGAUGAACAAAUCGUGUUAACGAGAGAAAAAAAAAUCCUCAAAAAGUUGAUCGAAUGGAUUCAGACCAAGUGUGAUUUGAGGUGAAAAUAGUGAUUGAGAGAUUUUAACUGUUUGAAGAAUUAAAAAAAUGGAUAACGCUCAAGUGAACCAAUAGACUGCCGGAGUUAGUUGUUUAAAGUUGAUCCUGUCCAGAAGAAGAGAAAACCCCUCGUCGAGAGAGCUGACCAGCUGGAAUCCUGCAUUUUCCCUUAACUUUGAUUGCCGGAUCGUCAUAAUUUAUCAAGAUGAAUCAACUUUGUAAGGUUUGCGGAGAGCCAGCGGCCGGUUUUCACUUCGGAGCGUUCACCUGUGAAGGAUGCAAGUCAUUCUUCGGACGUUCGUACAACAACCUUUCGUCGAUCUCGGAAUGUAAAAACAAUGGCGAGUGCAUCAUUAACAAGAAGAAUCGCACCGCUUGUAAAGCGUGCCGGCUUAGGAAGUGUCUCAUGGUUGGAAUGUCCAAAAGUGGAUCCCGUUAUGGCCGGAGAUCAAACUGGUUCAAGAUUCACUGUUUGCUGCAGGAACAGCAACAGGCGGCUCAACAGGCAGCCAACAACCAAAAAUCUGGACAGCCUCCGAUGCACGGAAUGUUUGGACCUCCGGGAGCGUAUCCUCAUGCGAUGUAUCCUCGACCUCCAUGCACCAAGGAAGAGCUAAUGCUUCUCGGUCUGGAAGAGUACAGCAAACAUCCUUCGGCCUCACCUUCCGUAAGCUCCCCGGAUAGCCACAACUCGGACAGCUCCAACGAGAUCAACGAUCGAAGGAACGCCCUCCUCAGGCAAGGAAAGCUUCACGAACCUCCAUCGAUCAACAAAGAACUGUUCCUGCCUCUUCCUUUCGGAGGACUGCCACUGAUGCCUCCUCCAGGAUUCCUUCCUCCAUCGCCGCUCAUGUUCUCCGGGUUCCAUCCGGCCCUCUAUCCCCACCAUCAAGGUCUCCUCAAGCCAGCAGACACCCCAAUCAUCAGCAGCUCCCCGCUAGCUAACAACAACAGCCGCUUCACACCAAAUCACAACCAAACCAGCAGCGCCAACAACAAUUCCACUCCAACUGAAACCAAAUCGCCCGAUUCUUUCACCAAACGUUUCUACCUGGACGCCGUCCUCGAAUCCCAACGGUGUCCCAGCAACGAAACGUCCGGCUCCGCCAAAGAAGAACCGGAACCGGAAGAAGUUGUCCCGGUAACGAUGACGCCCCCUCGCUCUCCAGCAGCCAGCACCGUCGCCGCUCCCCAACAGGACAACCCCAUCGAUCUGAGCAUGAAAACCGGAAGCAGUUGCUCCUCGGAAGAUCACCGAACUUCCCCUUCCGGUGCCGACAGCGACGACGAACAGCUGGUAGUCGUCUCGGAUCGAAACACCCCACCGCCCACCACCGGCAAGUACACCAACAACAACAGCCUCCCAAACAAUCACAAUCACAUCGGAAGCCAUCAUCUGAACAACCAUCAUCUGAACCAUCACCUGAAUCACAUUGGGUUCCAGCAGCGGCACCAUUCCUCCUCGGCCCACGGCAGCGGGAGUGAUUCCGAGAUGGAGGAACCGGAAACCCAGUAUGAGCGGGAGGUCAAGCGGAUGAAGAUCCAGGGCACCACCCCCCUGGACCUCACCACCAAGGUGUGAACCGGAGGAAGCUUUCUUCAAAAAGAAAGAAAAACACCCACCAAACAACGAAAUUGUGUAAUUGUGCUGUACAAAGUUCUUUAGUAGUUUAAGAGUUAUUAGGGCUGCCCCCCGGCGCAGUACGAAAUAUACCUUUAUUGUAAAUUAUGUUUUAGAGAGUAGCGUCGCAGUUUGUUGUUGGUUGUUGUUGACAAUGCGGGACAGCCGGGAAAAAGACGGUGACUUUUUUUUCGGGGGAGAUGUAAACAACAAGCAGUUUGCAGGUUUUUUUUUUUUUUUUGUUUCGAUUAUAGUCGUUUUACAGUUUGCAGGUUUUGAAUUUAUGAAUAUAAAGCGUGCUCAUAGAGCAUUGUUUCGCGAAUGAUGGAAAGCUCCGAGCUGCGUCGCUCGAGGCGACGGCGAUGAUGAGUCAUCAUCGCCGUUUCGUUUUUGUUCUGUUUCGGAAAAAUUUUCUAGUGAAGGUAGUGUUGUGUGGUGAUUUAUUUUGUUCUUGAUAUAAAUGGAAGCUAACCUAAAAUUUUUAACUUUUGUUUUGGAAAACGAAGAUACAAACAACAAUACUGACUUUAAAAAAGUAUAUAGUUAUUUCUUCCUUCUAAGUUUAACAACAUUUUGUAGAAGCUGGGCUUUAUCAAAACUCAUGAUGAUCAGAACAAACUUCGUUCUAAGGAUGCAGAAUUCCUUGCAUACUUUUAGGCGAUUCAUAUGCACUCAAGGGUUUGUUCAAAACAAUUUAAACAGUUUAACAUUUACAACUUGAUUCUUCUCACAAAUUUUCUGUUUUUGUUGAACUUCGCUGAAAAUGUAUUACGGUUUCCGAAUGACUUGCAUACUUUAAGGCGACAUUCUUCGCUCCAAGCCUACGAUGGAUUUUUUUUCAAAUUUUUGAACGGCAGUCCAAAAUAACAUUAUAGGUUCUUAAACUAAAUUUUUCACAUUGCUGAUAUUUGAUCAAAAUCCUAACGAAAAGCCAAUAGACAUUUGUAAAAUUUGAAAUUAAACGUACUUGGGUCCUUGAGUAAAUUACGUUUAACUUUAUUUUUGCAAACACUUAACUUCGAUGGUAAUUCCUAAUUGUUUCACUCAAUUGCUUUAAAAUACAAUCUAGGUUUUUAGCAUGAUGCUGUAACUUAUUCACUGAUUGAUGUUAAAUAAACAACGUGAACAAUCAUAAGCACAUGUUUUUCUACUAUAAAUAAAAUCAAAAUGACCACACCACACCACCAAGUAACGCUCCUCUUAGAAUAAUUGUAAAACGAAUGCAAUCAACCUGUAAAUAUGAAAUCCUAAAUUAACUAUUCUAGCGAAGCACAAGAAAGUGAGAACGAGAAAGAGAGUGCCUCAUGACAAACUGUUUGUAGCAAAAAAGUGAUACCUUUGUAAGCCAAUCAAUUUUGGGAAACGGAAGCCGACCAAAAAGGCCAGUUGAGCAAUGCAAAAAAAAAACGGUCCCAACUAUUCGGUUGAAAGAAUAUACUAUUUAAAACAAUUAGCGAAAAAAAAUACAAGUGCCAGUAGCCAUAUUUGAAACCGUGAGCAAUACAAACAAGAGCGAAAAAACAAAUUAGAUAUUUAGAGAAUCUCGACUAACCUAUACAAACAACAAAGUUAAAUUUUAAAAUAAUAAAAACAAAACAUAAAUUGUUGAUGCACGUUGGAAACGGAAAGGACACAAGGCCAGUAGCGAAAUCGGUUUCCUUUUUCCCGUGGAUUCGCGAAAAACCAAAUUAUUUAAUUCUAGCAUAAUUAUAGUAACUUUAUGAUUUAUGUAUUUGUAAAUGUAGACACACAUCCACAAAAGGCAUCAGUAUACUUAUUUGAAAAAUAUAAAAAAAAAUAG